Molecule: messenger RNA, 1620 nt
Organism: Drosophila hydei
Lineage: Eukaryota; Metazoa; Arthropoda; Insecta; Diptera; Drosophilidae
Exons: 3
Coding region: 666-1316 (216 amino acids)
Source: RefSeq, a predicted model, not a curated record
UAGCCAAGUUACGCUAAGUAAAAUCAGCUACAAAAAAAUAUAUACGCAAAUUGUUGAAAUUACUUUUUUUGCACAGAAAAAUAGAAACAAGUUAAAGCUCCGCGAUCGAGCCGCAACCGGUUGCUUUUGUGUUGGUGUGAUUCAUGUGCCGUACAGAGGGGCGUUAAGUGUGCGUGUGCGUCUGCAUGUGCGUGUGUGUGCAUAGGCGUGGGGAGCGGGGAGUACCCAUACUAGCUGGAGCCAGUCGACUGCCAACGACAGCGAGCUGCGCUCAGUCGACAACAGAAACCAGAACCAGAAAGAUCAAUUCGCGGGGUCUCUGCGAGCGCGUCGAGUGCCACUGAACUUGGAUGAAUGUUGAGAAAUCGAAACUGUUACUGGAUGCUAAUACCUAUGUAAAUUGUGCGCGUGUUGAAAUUCAAAUUCAAAUUUAAACUUAAAUUCAAAUUCAAUUGAAAGUAAACGAUUUAUUCAACAUCGAUAUAAACAAUUGUUAUUAUUGAUUGUGCAGUCAAUUGUCGAGAGAUAUUUAUUUAUUUGCGAAAGCAAACGCGGAAACGUUAGUUUAUUUUACAAGCCAAAUAGAAGCAGAAAAAUAUCGCAAAAGUCAAAUACUAUUUGUGUAAAACAUAAAUAAACAUUUGUGUCCGAGCACUGCUAAAUAUAUGAAUUUAUAUAUGCAUCAAGCUUACUUCAGCUCAUAUACAACAAAAACGAUGACAGCUGCGAGAGGGCCGACAAUGCUGCUAUUAAUUGCACUAUUCAGUGUCUAUGCGAGCGGGACACACGGGCAGUCCUACCUGUUAACCUUGGAGAACGUACUAGCGCGACAACUGCCAUACAAUAUAACGAGCGUGAACGGCACCAGCGAAACUGAUCUGUUUGCCGAGCAAGUGGAUAAUAACACAAGAAUAUUUGUCUAUAAAAAUAUCGUAGACUCCGACAACGAACUAUCUCAGACGGCUAUGGAUGUGAUUACCAUUGUUUGGUAUGUGGCUACAUUUCUGGCUUUGGGUGCUUUCUUUAUGCUGAUGGCUUGUUCGGAUCGCAGAUGCCGCGAUAUGCGUAGCCGGCAGCCAAAUGCCACGACCAAUGAGGCACAACGUGCCCCGCCCACACCGUCACCAUCAUACAGCGAGUUUGCACCGCCCAGCUAUGAUACAGUUAUCAAAAUGCAGCAUGCGGCCAAGACAAGCAUCUUCGUCAUACCAUUCAACAGCGAGAAUAAGGCCAAUGAUGAGUUGAAUGUGACGCCAGUAUGCGCUGCACCCGCCAGUAUCUAUACAAUUGACGAACGACCCAAGGCACAGCAAUGAUAAGGCCUUUCGCUUUUAGCCCGCAUUGGGGCUGUAUAAUUAACUGCUCUGUGAUAUUUAUCUGGUGCCCAUUCAAAAUGCCCUCGUUUUGGGUAAAAGCAAGCAAAACGACGUGGCCAAUUUGUUAGUGCAGCGCAAACUAUGUAUUAUAAUAACUAUGUUGUAUUGUAGCAAAACUUUAGCAUUAAGUGAUUUAUAUUUAACUGUUUAAGAAGACUGAACGACAGAAUAUCCGUACAUAUUUUGCAGUAGUCCAUUGAUUAUGAUGUUUUAGCUUAGGUAACCUAAUAAAUUUAAAAAUUGU